This is a messenger RNA of Oldenlandia corymbosa var. corymbosa, 2262 nucleotides long. The record is from the annotation of a GenBank genome assembly. NCBI's taxonomy places the organism in Eukaryota, Viridiplantae, Streptophyta, Magnoliopsida, Gentianales, Rubiaceae.
AUGCAGGUAUUCGCGCCAACCGGAACCCCAAGAUGGAUCUCCGCCAGAAGAUUCUUCGAACGAAUUCUCUCAGACCUCCAUAACUGCAAGGAGUUAACCCGGUUAAAACAAGUCUUAGCAAUCGUAUUCAAAUCCAGUCUCCAUCGGGACAAUGUAAUCGGGACCAAACUCAUUUCCGCUUUCGCUCAUUGCCGACAGAUGGAUUCUGCUGUUUAUAUCUUUGAUCAUAUCGAAACGCCUGAUGUUCUUGCUUAUAAUGUCAUGAUUAAAGCCCACCUUGGAAAUUCCCAGCCGCUUCAAGCCUUUGGGAUUUUCUCAAAAAUGCAGAACUCUGGUGUUCGACCCAAUAUUUUCACUUGCCCGUUUCUGUUGAAGGCCAAUUUCGGAGCAGGGGACAUGGAAAGGGCUAGAUGUUUGUUUGACAAAAUGCCUGUCAAGAAUAUGGUUGCAUGGACUAUACUUAUAUCUGCUUAUGUUGAGAAGGGCUUUGCAAAGGAGGCUAUGGGAUUGUAUGAUCAAAUGGCUGCGACUGAUGUGAAACCUGAUGAAGGAGCUAUUACCAGUAUUUUAGGUGCAUGCGCAGAAUCUGGCAUGCUUGGAUUGGGAAAUCGAGUUCAUGAUUUUGUCAAGACAAGUAGGUAUAAUUGCAGCAUGCGGGUGUCUAACGCUCUAAUUAACAUGUACGUAAAAUGUGGGAGAUUGGAUGACGCUUUGAAUGUUUUCCGUGGGAUGAAAGAAAAGAAUUCAGUAACAUGGAGUACCAUGAUCCAUGGGUUGGGCAUACAUGGUUAUGGAGAGCAGGCUCUCCAACUUUUUUCUAGAAUGAUACAAAAAGGAUUUGCGCCAAAUAAAGUCACAUUUAUUGGUCUCAUGUGCGCUUGUAGCCAUGCAGGUUUGGUUGAUGACGGUAUUCACUAUUUUGAUGCCAUGCAGAGAGAUUAUGGCCUUAACCCUGAAAUUGCACAUUAUGGCUGCAUGAUUGACCUUCUUGGUCGUGGAGGUCGUCUGAAGGAAGCUUUCAGGCUUGUUCUUAGCAUGCCAAUGAAACCAAAUGAAGUAAUUUGGGGUGCACUUUUGGCUGCCUGUAGAAAGCAUGAUGCGGUUACCAUUGGAGAAGAGGAACUUCAGCAACUAGUUCAACAGGGCUUAACAGAUGAUGGAAACUUAUCCAUCUUAUCAGACAUUUAUGCAGCUGCGGGAGACUGGUCUGGUAUGGCAAAUGCAAGAUUGUAUAUGAAGAAUACAUGCCGUGAAAAAAAGCCUUCUGGCACCAGUUCAAUCGAGUUGGAGAAUGAAUACCAUCAUUUUACCAUGAUGGAUGUACGCCACCCUAAAUCUGAUCUGAUAUAUCAGAUUCUUGGUGCAUUGAGUCAACAUAUGAGAAAAGCUGGAACAACAGAGAUUGUUCCUUCUAUUGGAGCAAGAGUUCCUACCAUCGCAGGCAGAAAGUUACCCAAACAUCAAUAUAAGAAAGUUGGCAGUCCAUUUUCCAUUUCUUGCUGCCAAUUGGGUUCUAAAUCACCUUCACCUGAGGAUGAGAAUAGAACUUUGGUUAAUGCUGAUUGGCGAUCAUUCAGAGCAAGGUUAGUAGCUGGAGAAAAAGCAUUUAGACCAGUAGAAGCCACUCCAGUGGUUGAUCUGGAUACUGCAGUGGAUCAGCCUCCUUUAAUCACCAUUGGAGACAAAUGGGCACAUAUUCUACAUGAACCAGAGAAAGGUUGCUUACUAAUUGCCACUGAAAAGCUUGAUGGGGUGCACAUAUUCGAAAGAACAGUAAUUCUGCUACUAGCAACUGGUCCAGUAGGUCCAGUUGGGAUCAUACUCAACAGACCAUCACUCAUGUCAAUCAAAGAAAUGAGAUCAUCAUCAGCUUUAGAUGCCGUUGGCACAUUUUCUGACAGGCCAUUGUUCUUUGGAGGGCCAUUGGAAGAAGGGUUUUUCUUGGUAAGCCCUGAAAGUGGGAAUGAAGGCGUCGGAAAGAGUGGAGUGUUUGAAGAAGUAAUGAAGGGAUUGUACUGUGGGACAAAAUCAGUUGUGGGUUGUGCAGCAGAAAUGGUGAAGAGGAAUGUGGUCGAGGCUGGGGAUUUCAGCUUCUUUGAUGGUUAUUGUGCUUGGGAGAAAGAGCAACUGAGGGAGGAGAUAAGGUCUGGGUAUUGGACCGUAGCCGCAUGUAGCCCAAGUGUAGUGGGUUUAGCUAGCGCUGGAAGCGUUGGGCUGUGGGAAGAAAUCCUUGGCCUUAUGGGGCCUAAAAGAGUUUGGUAA